AUGCUGCAUGCAGGUCCCUCGGCGCCACUGGCAGACUUGCCCAAGACAUUCGAUUUUGUGGGGGAGGAGCAGGAGAUCUAUGACAGGCACGCUUCAACCAGCAUCAUAGUGCAUAUGCUGAGCUGCUCCAUGCCGCCGCCGAACGUGACGGGGCGGCUGCACAUGGGGCAUGCCAUGUUUGUGACGCUGCAGGACAUCAUGGCGCGCUUCAACCGCAUGCGCGGCCGCCCCACCCUCUGGCUGCCCGGCACCGACCACGCCGGCAUCGCCACACAGAUGGUGGUGGAGAAGAUGCUGGCGGCGGAGGGGCAGUCGCGGCUGGGGCUGGGGCGGGCGGCGUUUGAGGAGCGGGUGUGGGCCUGGAAGCGUGAGUACGGCGACUUCAUCACCGGCCAGAUGCGCCGCCUGGGAGCCUCCUGCGACUGGUCACGCGAACGCUUCACCCUCGACUCCCAGCUCUCAGCGGCAGUAAGGGAGGCGUUUGUGCGGCUGCAUGAGAAGGGGCUGGUCUACCGCGGCAGCUACAUGGUCAAUUGGUCGCCCAACCUGCAGACCGCGGUCUCCGACCUCGAGGUGGACUACACGGAGGAUCCUGGCACGCUGUACUUCUUCAGGUACCCGGUGGCGGGCGGCGGCGGCGAGCACCUGCCGGUGGCGACCACUCGGCCGGAGACCAUCCUGGGGGACACGGCUGUCGCAGUUCACCCCGAGGAUGAGCGGUACAAGCACCUGGUCGGGCGAGAGUGCGAAGUCCCCAUGAGCGGCGGCAGGCGGAUACCAAUCAUCGCUGACACAUACGUGGACAGGGAGUUUGGCACAGGCGCCCUCAAAAUCACGCCAGGCCAUGACCCUAACGACUAUGAGAUUGGCAAGGAAGCGGGGUUGGUGAUAAAGCAGGAGCCGUACACGAUGCGCGUCCCCCGGUCUCAGAGGGGCGGCGAGGUAGUGGAGCCGCUGGUGCGCGAGCAGUGGUUUGUUCGCAUGCAGCCCCUGGCAGAGCCCGCCCUCGAGGCGGUUGCAAACGGGACGAUCAGGAUUCUGCCGGAGCGGUUUCAGAAGACGUACAACAUGUGGCUUGAGAACAUCAGGGACUGGUGCAUAUCCCGGCAGCUCUGGUGGGGCCACCGGAUACCCGUCUGGUAUGUAUUUCCGGAUGAGGCUAGUGCAGAGGCGUCCCUUGACGGCCGCAGCGGCGACUUUGUAGUUGCGCGCAGCGACGAUGAGGCACUUGUACAGGCCAGGCAACAGCACGGGGAGGGAGUGGCGCUGAGGCAGGAAACGGACGUGCUGGACACCUGGUUCUCGUCGGGGCUCUGGCCUUUCUCCACGCUGGGCUGGCCGGACGAGGCCGCGCCUGAUCUGGCGCGCUUCUACCCCACAACGGUGAUGGAGACCGGGCACGAUAUUCUGUUCUUCUGGGUCGCGCGCAUGAUCAUGAUGGGCAUCGAGUUCACCGGCCGCGCUCCCUUCUCCACCGUCUUCCUGCACGGCCUGGUGCGCGACGGGCAGGGGCGCAAGAUGAGCAAGUCACUGGGGAAUGUGGUGGACCCCGUCGAGGUCAUCGGCGAGUACGGGACGGAUGCCCUGCGCUUCACGCUCGCCACAGGCACGACGGCCGGGCAGGAUCUGAACCUGUCCAUGGAUAGAGUGGUGGGUUCGCGCAACCUGACCAACAAGCUUUGGAACGCCGGCAAGUUCCUGCAGAUGGCGCUCGGCCAGGCCGGCCCCGCCUAUGCCGAGGCGGCCGCCGCCGCCGAUUUCUCCCGGCCCGAGUCCCUCGCCGAGCUGUCCCUCUCUGAGCGCUGGAUCCUGUCCUCCCUUCACCAGGUGGUGGACAGGGUGACGGCGGCGCACGAGCGGCUGGAGUUUGGGGAGACGGGCCGCGCGUUCUACGACUUCUUCUGGUCGCAGUACGCCGACUGGUACAUCGAAUCCGCCAAGACCCGCCUCUACGGCGCCGAUGCUGACGCCGCCGCCAGCACCCGAGCUGUUUUGGUGUACACGUUCCGGACACUUCUGGCGCUGGCGCACCCGAUCAUGCCCUUUGUGACUGAGCGCCUUUGGCAAACGCUGCCGUUGGCGCAGGGCGCUGAGCGCCAACAGCUCAUCGGCGCCCCCUGGCCGUCCCACGCCGGCGCCAUUGACGAGACCGCCAUUACACAAUACCAGGCACGACUGGCAUGGCUUGACCCACACAAAUCCCUUGCGCUUCAGGCGACGGUGGGCGCGAUCCGCAAUGCGCGAGCGGAGUACAACGUGGAGCUCGGCCGCCGCAUCGCUGCGCGCGUCACCGUCGCAUCGGCUGACCUCCGAGCGGCGCUGGACGCUGAACUGGACGUGCUGUGCUCGCUCGCCAAGCUGGACCGCGCGCAGGCAUGUCUCCGCCCCAGGACGUUCCCUCCAGCCCCCCAUUUUCAAAUUCAAAUCAUCAGCUGUCCACACGUGAUGGUGUCUGAGCCGCUGGCAGAGGCGCCGUCCGGGAGCGGCACGAUAGUGCUGGUGGUGGGUGAGGGCCUGGAGGUGCUGCUGCCCAUGGCAGGGCUUUUUGACGUGACCAAGGAGGUGGCGCGCCUGAACAAGCAGCGGGAGAAACUGGAGAAGGACCUGGCCGGCGUGGCGGGGCGCAUGGCAAACAGAAAGUUCAUGGACAACGCGCCGCCGGCCGUGGUUGCCGACACUCUGCGCCAGAAGGAGGAAGCCGAGCAGAAGGUGGCCGCCAUCCUGGAAAAGGUCCAGCAGAUGUCCCAGCUGGCAGCCUGAGAGGGAGAGAAAACGAAAGAGAGAGCAGUGAUGGGCUGGAUAGCUGUGGAAUCUCUUUGGUGCCCAAUCCCAUGGUGGCCCUCUCUCAUGAGUUCGAGGAGACACGCCACUUGCACAGCUCACAAAGCACACUGACGAGGACUGGAGACAUUUGUGGAAGGUUCUGCGGUUUGAGAGCGUAAGCCUCUGUGAUUUAGCUUGUGAGCUUGCCAUGCCAGGGUGGUUGGCUGCAGCUGCCAGCUAGCUAAUUUAUCUGGCAGUCACCAGAAAGUCACAAAUGUUGGGGCAUGCACAUGCUGACAUGCCACCUAUGACCUUCAUAAUUUCAUGCAAGUAAGUUCUGGGGGUCUUCGAAGCGGGAAGCAGGGUAUUUUGAUUCAGGCAGUUUUGCUUCAGGCAAGGCUGUGUAACUCGUGGUAUGCCGUG
This is a messenger RNA of Coccomyxa subellipsoidea C-169, 3186 nucleotides long. Its product is annotated as valyl-tRNA synthetase. Gene Ontology annotation, biological process: valyl-tRNA aminoacylation. The coding region runs from base 1 to 2760 and encodes 919 amino acids. NCBI's taxonomy places the organism in Eukaryota, Viridiplantae, Chlorophyta, Trebouxiophyceae, Coccomyxaceae. Gene Ontology annotation, cellular component: cytosol; cytoplasm. The record is from RefSeq and is a predicted model, not a curated record. Gene Ontology annotation, molecular function: valine-tRNA ligase activity; ATP binding; aminoacyl-tRNA deacylase activity. The transcript is spliced from 17 exons.